Messenger RNA from Ceratotherium simum simum (southern white rhinoceros), 1218 nucleotides. Lineage: Eukaryota; Metazoa; Chordata; Mammalia; Perissodactyla; Rhinocerotidae. The record is from RefSeq and is a predicted model, not a curated record.
AUGCUGCUGCUGCUGCUUCUGGCCCUGCUCUGGUGGAGGGAGGGGGCCGAGGGACAGAGGGAGCCGGAGAAGGAUUACCGGUUACAAGCGCUGGAGUCAGUGACGGUGCAGGAGGGCCUGUGUGUGUUUGUUCCCUGCUCCUUCUUCCACCCCUGGAGUCUCUCGAGGGGCUCUACCCCAGCUCAUGGCUACUGGUUCCGGAAAGGGGCCAGAACAUACCGAGAUGCAUUAGUGGCCACAAACAACCCAUAUCGAGAAGUGCAGGAGGAGACCCGGGGCCGAUUCCACCUCCUUGGGGACCCCCGGAGAUACAACUGCUCUCUGGACAUCAGAGACGCCAGGAUGAGAGAUGCUGGAAAAUACUUUUAUCGAGUGGAGAGAGGAAGUGUGAAACAUUCUUACACAAGUAACCAGCUCUCAGUGCAUGUGACGGCCCUGACCCACAAACCGGUCAUCCUCAUCCCGGAGACGCUGGAGUCCGGCCACCCCAGGAACCUGACCUGCUCUGUGUCCUGGGCCUGUGAGAGGGGAACGCCCCCCAUCUUCUUCUGGAUGUCGGCUGCCCUCAACUCCCUGGGCCCCAGGACCCACCUCUCCUCUGUGCUCACCCUCACCCCACGGCCCCAGGACCACGGCACCAGCCUCAGCUGUGAGGUGAAGUUCCCUACCGCUGGUGUGACUGUGGAAAGGACCAUCCAGCUCCACGUCACCUACUCUCCACAGAACUUGACCGUCACUGUCUUCCAAGGAAACAGCGCAGCACCCACGACCCUGAAGAAUGGGUCAUCUCUUGCAGUCCUGGAGGGCCAGUCCCUGCGCCUGGUCUGUGUUGUCGACAGCAACCCCCCAGCCAGGCUGAGCUGGGCCCAUGGGAGCCAGACCCUGAGCCCCUCACAGCCCUCAAACCAUGGGGUCCUGGAGCUGCCCCGGGUGGAAUCAAGGCAUGAGGGCGAAUUCACCUGCCAAGCUCAGCACCCUCGGGGCUCCCUGCAUGUCUCCCUGAACCUCUCUCUGCAGAGUGAGAGUGGUGUGGUGCUGGGGGCCGUGGGGGGAGCAGGUGCUACAGCCCUGCUCUUCCUGUCCUUCUGCGUCAUCGUCAUCAUAGUGAGGUCCUGCAGGAGAAAAGCAGCAAGACCAGCAGCGAGUGUGGGGGACACGGGCGUGGAGCGUGCAAAUGCUCUCAUGAGUUCAUUCUCUCAGGUGAGUGACCUGGACAUC